Mercenaria mercenaria is the source of this 7335-nucleotide messenger RNA. Its product is annotated as sushi domain-containing protein 2-like. NCBI's taxonomy places the organism in Eukaryota, Metazoa, Mollusca, Bivalvia, Venerida, Veneridae. Gene Ontology annotation, biological process: cell-matrix adhesion. The transcript has 18 exons. The record is from RefSeq and is a predicted model, not a curated record. The coding region runs from base 820 to 4113 and encodes 1097 amino acids.
CUACUCAAUGUAUAUACUAAACGAGGCGAGGAAUGCACCGUGGAUGUAUUGUUGAACGUUUAACUGUUGGAAGUUUAUGUAUUUAAUGAAACCGAUGCUGAACGGAUUACGAAAGUGUCAAAUUGAAAAUCAAUGUGUUCAGAUUAUGUUUUCAUGGAUUUAAAACACAAAGGAAUGGUAAAGUUCUGGAGUUUGAAGAACGCGAUACAUAGCACUUCAAAUAAUUCAUUAAAACACGUAUAUUUCGUAACAAUUUGUGUUUAAAACAGUGUAGAGUACCGAUUUAUGAGUGGAUUUUAUAUACUAGACAUACAGUUGUCACCGAUUUUAAUACAUUAAUGUAUUAAUUUAAAAGUUUAAAAGUUAAGUAUUAUACUGAAAUGUGUAUGCAAGCGCGUGACGUGUUGACUAAUUUAAUCAAAAUACAAUCAUGUAAAACGCAUAAUGUGUAAAAUCAGCCAAAUGAGAUAUGGAAAUAAAUAUCAAAAUGAACAAUGAAUUGUUUCGAAUUUGACUAUUUUGUACAAACAGAUAUGUUCUUGUCAAGUUUUGAGUGUGGUUGAAGAUACUAAUUGUUACAAAGUUUUUUUUUCAUUUUAUUAAGUGUUAUUUUGAAGGCGAAAGAAAAUAUUUAAAAGGAUUCUAAGCCUACCCGUGCAUGACAAAAAGCAGUGGUUAAAGUUACAGGUCCAAUUCAAACCUCCAACUUCAAUGAACUGGAUCCGAACAUUUGUGCCACCCGAAAAGCAAAGGACCCUCCCAACGCUAUGUUCGGUACCGGACUAAGGGAAGACAGCGUGCUUAAACCAUGUGACACAAAUGAAAGAACUAACCAAUGGUCUGGAUAUAAUGUUUUCAAAUGCCGGGGCUCCACGACGAUAUAAGGUUAUAUAUUUAGUUUGGUUGUUAAUAUUAUUUCUGGGGAAAGCUAAGAUCUGUGCAGGCGUGGCUCUAGAUGACUUCUACCCAUUCGAUAUUGACGGUCAGGACAACAAAACAGAAUACAAGGACGACGGUGGAUCAGAACUUAUUCAGCUUGACGUAGAUUUUCCAUUUUUCAACUACACAUAUUCAAGUCUUUACGUGAAUAACAACGGGAUUAUUUCAUUUGUGGAAAAGUUGAAAUCAUACAAACCGCUCAAUUUCAACGAUAAAGAAUUUAAGGACGAUAUACCAAUUGUGGCCCCAUUUUGGGCCGACGUUGACAUGGAGAACUUCCGGGACGUCGACUUGGGUGAAUGUGUUGUCUAUAGGGUAACUAACGAUAGUGCUUUAUUAAAUCGAUCUGCUGAAGACAUUAGGGAACAUUUCGCAGGACAAAAGGAUUUUACGGCUAAACAAAUGAUUAUAGUCACGUGGUAUAAAGUUGGAUUUUACGGGGCAGCCGGUGACGGCAAAACGAAAAGAAACACUUUUCAAGCCGUGCUUGUGACGAGUGGAGUAAAGUCCUUUGCCAUAUUUAGCUACAACAAAAUCGUGUGGACCACAGGUUCGAACAGUGGGGGAGGAACAGACACGGGUCUAGCCGAUACCAGUGUCGACACCGAUGCACACCCAGCUGUUGUUGGCUUCUCGUCAGGUGACCUACAGCAGUAUUACUUGCUCGAGUACUCUGGUACAGACGAAAUAAUAAACAUUGGUAGACGGAGUAAUAUCGGUAUACCAGGAAAAUACAUUUUCCGACUUGACGGCACAGUUGACGAUCAAAGUUGCGGUGGCGAGAAAAUAGAAAUUUUUCCGUCUUCCGUAUCUAUGCUGGGAAGAGAAGCAAUUAGAGUUACCGGCCCUUGUUUGUCUGAAGUCACAGAAGUCAAGGCACGUAUCAGGGAGUUAAAUUUAGAGUUCAAUUGUCACGUGAUUCAGGAUCAGUCAGCGUUGUGCGUGAUACCAAGCUUAUUCAGAACGGGAGAUUUAACCUUCGAUUUUCUCCAAAACGGUGAACGGUGGGAAUAUUCAACAACGAUCACUAGCGAAAACAUAAUGAAUAUACCAGCAAAAAUAGUCCGUCAACAAGUCACGAAAUGGGAUCUCAAUAAGAAAGUAACUGUGAGCUGGGACCUAAACUCCGCCCCUAGACAUAAAGAAAAAACAUUGGACGUUUUAGGUUAUAUAGCUCAUAUCGACGAAGAAGAGCCUCGUUUUGAAAUUGUGCAAAAUUAUAGUGGACUUCUGACAGAGACAUAUACUUUUAAGUUAUUGUCAGAAAUGAUAGACACACAGAAGUUGAAGUUAAAUUCACGUGUAGGAGUGGAUAGUCUAGUCAUGCGUCUGUGUUGGAUGGAUGAACACCAUCCGAAAACAUUGCCUGUUUGUAUUUGGUCGGAUGUGUUUCCGGUUCGAUGGAAGAGUUCGAAUUCAAUAUACUCGGAACAGUGGUGUGAAGAUUGGUUAAAUAGUGAACAAAAUUUCCCACCAAUUACUUUAAACCCGCCAAGUUGCCCGUGCAUCGCAUCAAUGGCGGGAAAUGACUCUGGACAUUUCCAGAAGGACCCUCUCUGUGAUAUAGACAAAUCUAGUGUUAAUACAAAUUGUGUAUAUAAUCCAAAUGCUCAUAAGUGCUAUAGAAGAAAUUUAAGAAGUGUGGAUGGAAGCGGUACAACAUGUUGCUACAACAAGCAAGGGAAUCUAAUGGACGUCCGUAAGUACCCAGGAUCAGGGACACACCAGCGGUACCACUAUCGAGCUCAGGGAUAUACAGCAGUGCCUUUCUUCUCUUACUUCGAGUCAGACCUUCUCCCUAGACUUCACUGUUGUCAGUACUCAGAUAAACAUUGUAAAAAGGAAUUUGUCAAAUAUAGACCUGCCACUACGUGCCAAGAUUAUAAGCCGCCUAGUCCAGCCCAGGCCGCGGGCGAUCCUCAUCUAGUGACCCUGGAUGGCAAGAGUUAUUCUUUCAACGGGGUCGGGGAUUUUUAUCUAGUCACUGAUCAAAACUCGUCAAUUGUGAUACAAGUCAGGGCGGAACCAGCAAGAGACAACAAUGGUGAAUUACAAAAUGCUACAGUAUUCAGCAGUAUUGCGGUGGCGAUGCCUCUGUCCAGCGAUACGGUAGAGAUUAGGAAGACUGGGGAAGGCUCGGAGGUUCUUGUAAAUAGCGCGCCCUUUACUACAACCAAAUCAACUACCUCACAAUUUCAAAAUAUUUCACUGUUACACAACGACGAUGGUAGUUUCCUCAUUGUUUUGGAACCAGUCAGUGUUUCUGUUACAGUCGAGGUCACGCCAGAUCUUCUAAACAUUAUCGUACUCAUUGGUGAAGAUUCAUUAAAAGGAGAGAUACUCGGGUUAUUGGGAAACUACAAUGGCAACUCUAGUGAUGAUUUUAUUGCAAGAAACAGAACGAUGUUGAGGUCAUCGUCAUCUAUGAGAGACAUUCACUUUGACUUCGGAUUAACUUGGAAAGUACCACAGAACGAGUCCAUCAUGUCAUCACCACCCAUGGAACUAAGUGCAGACAUAAAUUUCCAACCCGUAUUUAUAGACGAACAAUCAGAAGAAACUGUCAGGAACGGUACAUACGAAAUCUGCGGUACAAAUUUGCAAUGUAAAUUUGACUAUAGUGUGACUGGAAAGGAGUCAGUGGCAAAAAGCACAGCACAGUUCACAAACAAGUUUGAAGCUUUGAAGAAAGAGCUUGAUCAGAAAGUUGUGCGAUGCCCUUACCUCGAUACACCUACAAAUGGCAACAUGACACAAAACGGCGAUUCUGAGGGCGCAGUCGCAACAUUCACGUGCGAUACUGGAUACGAGAUGAUCGGUGGAACAGCAACACGUGUUUGUCAGGAAAAUAACGUUUGGAGUGGCUCUGUGGUCAUAUGUGCGGCAAAAGUAGCAGACGAUGGAGAAGGUUUUUCCCAAAAGAUAGUGAUAGUAGCGACAGUGUCUGCUACAGGAGGAAUCGUCCUGAUAUUGAUCGUUUCUGUUGUCGUCUGCUGCAUGAGGAGACGUAGAAAAAGCAAACCAAGUAGUGUAGAAAUGACUGACAUCAACAACAUUCCUAUAUUUCAAAACCCUGCUUUUAUGAAGAAAUUGCAAGAUACUGUUGCAGACGGACCAUUUAGGAUACCUCGACCGAAAUAUGCUGACCCAAGCAUAUUCGUUGAUUAUUUUUGAAACUGACAAAGUCAGAUUCUUAGUGUAAAGCAUGGAGGGUGCUAUUAAAGAAUUAAAGAAUUGAUGAAGCAUUCGGUAGCAUAGAAAGUAACCGAUUUACAAAAUAUGAGAAAGAAUCUACAAACAGUAAAGCUUAUUUAUGAGAUUAUGCUACAGACACGAGAAUGUAAGCAAAAUAACGCAAGUUUAUGACGUAGAUCGUAGAAUGAUGAAGUGGUGAUACCUGAAAACUAAAUAUAGAACUUGACAUUACAUGUAGCUGACACAGGAAGUUCAAAAUGACAGGCGAUGAUGAGAUUAAGGUGACGCGUGUGACUUUGUAUUAAAUGGUUUUUACGUUGAACUGCUGUGAUUCAUUUUCUACUGCGGAAGUUAUUAAGGUCAACUAAGGCAGUUUGAUAGGUUCAGCGAGUCGAUUAUGGAUUUGUCAACUUUAGAGUGACCAAAAUAUACGAGAUAAAGUAUGAAAGGUUGAAACACGCAAAAUUGCCAAAUAUUAACAGACCUAGUCAAGAUAACCAGCAUUUACAAUUUACAAAGGUUUCAACAGGCUUUAAGUCCAUACUGAAUAAUCAUGAAUCGUUUCGCUAACAUGUAGAAAUUCAGGUAUUUGAGGAUAUCAAAAAAAAAAAAAAAACGUCUUGUAGUACGUUAAUAUGUUUUUAGAGGAAACACUCCCGUUAUCGGAGAGUUUAUUGCAUGUGCACGUGCUUGAAGAAUGAUUAUAUAGUUGCACGACCAAUCCUCGAUUCAUGGUCGUCUAAUGGAGAUGUUUCUAAAUAUCCAAUUAUUCAGUUUUGUUAAAAUUAUGAAAAUUUGAAGUAGCAAUGAAACCUACGCAGACAACACUAAAAAUUAAAAACGAUUAAUAGAAAGUGGCCGAAAAUGAUCGACACUGAAUAAACACGAAACAAAUCCAUAAGGGCAUCCGAAAAUGAAACUUGUUAAUGUAUUUUCUUAAACUAGUCUUAUUUUCCAAUGCUGUAUCGAAUUCAGCCGGCUUUGUUAUGAAUUGUAGAUUAUCAUAGACGUUACUAGAACCAUUCUAUGAAUAAUGGAACAUUUUACAAACUGCAAAGCAGUCACAAUUACAUGUAAGCAUAUUCACCGUGUCAAUGAAAAGAUAUCAGUUAAACUUCCAUAUAAUUAUUUUACUCAGACAAUUUUACAUUUCAUGUGCAAGUGACGAGAAAUAUUGAUGAGAUUCGGUACACUUCCGGGAAGAUCGAUUUGGUCUUGCAGUUUCGCUUAGUUUAAAUGAAAUCUGCCAAACGAAAAUCUGCAUUAUUUUUGUUGUAUGAAUAACACUUUCACUUAGACAUGGUAACUUUUUAUUGACACUUGGUGCAAUGCGUUUCCACGGACAGUCAGUCAGGGUGCUUUUAUAAGAAUAAAAAAAUAAAGCCUAGCACUAUCCAUAUGUAAUGUAAUCCUGUAUUUGUCCAUAUUUUGCCAUUUUCUCACAACUUAAGUUACGCAACUCAUUUAUGUAUACUUCUGUUUAAGGUCUCACUUAUUCUAGUGUAAUAUGAAGAAAUGGUGCUUCUAAAAUAUUGGUGCCAUUAAUUUAUAAAUUUUGGUUUUGUGCGAAUGUGUAAGUAAAGGUACUCUCCGUAAUAUGCAAGUUGUUAAGCAUGAAAGACAAUGAAUUACUCAUGUUGAUGUUCAGCUGGACCGUCUUGCCAUAGAAACAGUAUCAAGGUGUAUAUGUGGACUUCGUAAAAGAGAUUGAAAAUCAAUACUUUCUACUGUCCUGUAACAUUUGUUAUGGUAAAUUCAGUUGGACGCGUAUUGCAUAAAUAGUUAAGUAUUUUCUUAGAACUUUCAUUAUGUUCGUGAUUUACUGAUACAAUAUCAAGAUUUCCGUCAAUGGCAAACGUUGUAUUUCUCUAACACUGACAAUUAUAACAUGAGAAGUGGAAUGUUGUUAUUUCCGAAAAUGGAAGUUUCCUGUGUUAAUUAUGAAUCUUUAGUAUGUAAUAAAGAGAGGGAAAUAAUUUAGUUUUCCGAACAAUUUUCUAUUGGUUUAGGUAUUUUCUUGAUUAUUAAUUUGUUUACUUAAAAUAUUCCUCUUUGUCGUGAAUUUAAGAUCGUAAAAGAAAUCUUUAAAGCAGACGACUUUAUCAUAUGCAAGAAGAAAAAUAUCAACACCUGUCAAAAAUCAACGCUAUUUGUAAAACACAGUAGAGUUUUCUUCUGUUUUGAGAAGAUAUUAAAUACAUAUUUGAAAUAUGUAGCUGACACUUUCAGUAUUCUUCCUGUCAUUGUUGGAAUAUGAUCGUUUGAAAGAGGGCCUUACCUGUUGUAUCAUGGUGUAUUGAUGUAAAUGUUUGCGAUGUACGUUGCAAGACCAAGUCUGCAUUGUUAUUAGAAGUAUGUUAUAGUUCUAAAUGUAUGGGCGAAAUAAAAACGUUUUAACCUUUACCCUGCGGAUUGGUCCAUCAUCCAAUUUGGGUAGUACCACAUGUUUAUUAAAGGAGUGUUCACUGAAAAUUAACUGACAACAGCGAACAGUGCAGACCAUGAUCAACCUGGACGGACGUGCAGGCUGAUCUUGUUCUGCACCGGUCGCAAAGACAAAGUCGCCGCCAGGAGGCUAAACGUUAAGAUAUCAAUGUUCAGAGAAAAAAAUCGUACCGUUAAUCGAUUUUGUUGUUGUAUAGUUAUGUUGUGACAAUCCAUCCUAAGAUACACCUAUUCAGUGAGUAGUUAUACCAUAUCUAUUCUUGAUAUGCAACUCAAGUGGGUCAAAUAUUUUAUAACUGUGUCAUAUUUUGAAUAUACUGACAUUGUCGAGGACUAAAGUGAUCAUAAAAUGCGUUUGUCUGGACAAUUAUCAGUUUCUAUACAUGUGUACCCAUGUCACAACAACACAAGGUCUUCACGGCAAUUUUUCUCCGUGAAAAUGUCUAUAUAAACGAUAAAAGAAAAAUAUUACCGUGUUUAUGGAAUAAUUAUUUGUCAGCAGCAGUAUGAAACAAUGAAUAUGUUACAUUUUUAUAUUUGUAUAUAUUGUGUUUAUUCAUUUCUCAUUUUACUGCAUUUUAUAAGUUUUGUUUUAACAUUUUAUUCAAUCAUUUCAUUUUAUGUACUGAUGUAAGUAUUGUUUUUAUGUAAAUUUCAUCCAGUUGUUAAAAUUUUAACAUUGCAACUAUUUGUUAUUAUUUAUUUCAUGUAAAAUUGAAAGCGACACAAUGAGAAAAAUAAAACAUUACAACUUUA